This is a messenger RNA of Galleria mellonella (greater wax moth), 1638 nucleotides long. RefSeq names its product fibroin heavy chain-like. NCBI's taxonomy places the organism in Eukaryota, Metazoa, Arthropoda, Insecta, Lepidoptera, Pyralidae. The record is from RefSeq and is a predicted model, not a curated record. The transcript is spliced from 2 exons. The coding region runs from base 41 to 1513 and encodes 490 amino acids.
UAGGUUAGCGUGCGAAUGUUUUUUUAUCAUUGUUCUAAACAUGGCUCGUUUAGCCAUUUUGGUGUUAUCACUACAGGCAUACUGUUUUCAGAAUGCACUCAGCAUUUGCCCUUGUAUGGAAGGGCUGAUGGGAGUGAACCUCGCUGAUCGAUUCCUGGGGAAGUCUAACCUUGGUUCAAGUUUACUUAAUGCCGAACUGGCAGCAGGGGCCUUAAAUCCUCUUCCAACCAGUAGUUUUGGACCUUUUGGUCCUAAUACGGCAACAGCUGAACUUGCUUCACUUAGGUUUGGAGGGGGCUUAGCUGGUGCUGAGAUUGCAGCUGGUUUAGGGGGCGGUUUUGGUCCUGGUUAUGGCCCAGGGAUUGUUGGUGCUGAAUUAGCCGCUACUGGUCUUGCAGGAGGAUUUGGAGCCGGUUUGGCUGGUGCAGAAAUUGCUGCUGGUUUAGGGAGUGGUUUGGGCCAUGGUUAUGGCCCAGGGUUAGUUGGUGCUGAACUAGCAGCAGUUGGUCUUGCAGGAGGAUACGGUGCUGGUUUGGCUGGCGCAGAAAUUGCUGCUGGUUUAGGGAAUGGUUUAGGUCAUGGUUAUGCCCCAGGGCUAGUUGGUGCUGAACUAGCAGCAGUUGGUCUUGCAGGAGGAUAUGGUGCUGGUUUGGCUGGUGCAGAAAUUGCUGCUGGUUUGGCUGGUGCAGAAAUUGCUGCGGGUUUGGCUAGUGCGGAAAUUGCUGCUGGUUUAGGAGCCGGUAUUGGCCCAGGUAUUGUUAGCGCUGAAUUAGCUGCUGCUGGUCUUGGAGGAGUAUAUGGUGCAGGCUUAGCUGGUGCUGAAUUGGCAGCUAGUUUAGGCGGUCCUGGGUUUGGAGCUGGAUUAAGCAAAUCAGAACUUAUUGCAUUAUUAUUAGCAAAAGGAAUUGAUGGUUCCGAAAAUAGAUAUGGUUUGACAAAAGCGGAAUUAGCUGCUGCUUUAAUUGGGGGCUUGGGUGGUCCAAGAUAUGGUCCUGGAUACGGCCCCGGAUAUGGUCCAGGAUUUGGCCCUGGCGUUGGUUCUGGUUUUGGUCCCGGUUUCGGUCCCGGCUUCGGCCCUGGCUUCGGUCCUGGUUUCGGUCCUGGUUUCGGCCCCGGAUUUGGCCCAGGAUUUGGUCCUGGAUUCAUUGAAGGUGCCGGAGUCAUUGAAGAAAUAGUUGGAGGAUAUGGCCCUGGUCCCAUAUAUGGCCCUGGGUUCGGUCCCGGUUAUGGCCCUGGAUUUGGGCCUGGAUAUGGUCCAGAAUUUGGUCCUGGAUUUGGCCCAGGGUUUGGCCCCGGAUUUGGUCCAGGAAUAGGCCCCGGAAUAGGUCCAGGAUUUGGCCCUGGAUUUGGUCCAGAAUUUGGUCCAGGAUUUGGCCCUGGAAUUAAUCCAGGAUUUGGCCCCGGAUUUGGUCCUGGUUUUGGACCCGGACUUGGUCCCGCCUUUGGUCCUGGUUUUAGUCCCGAAUUUGGAUAUGGUCCUGGCUACGGAUAUGGAGCACCUUUAGUCUAUUAACGAAAUUCAUAGAAAUAUUAUUCAUGACUGAUACGUUUUUUAAUAUUUCAUCAGAAUUAUUACGUAUUUUUCUGAUAUUGAAAUGUCUUAUCUACUAUUUAAAAAUAAAUUUCUUUUAAGUCAUA